This is a messenger RNA of Podarcis raffonei (Aeolian wall lizard), 2116 nucleotides long. It is a transcript of the gene DTWD1, whose product is annotated as DTW domain containing 1. Gene Ontology annotation, cellular component: nucleus. Bases 266 to 1189 code for a protein of 307 amino acids. Lineage: Eukaryota; Metazoa; Chordata; Lepidosauria; Squamata; Lacertidae. Gene Ontology annotation, biological process: tRNA modification. The record is from RefSeq and is a predicted model, not a curated record. The transcript is spliced from 5 exons. Gene Ontology annotation, molecular function: tRNA-uridine aminocarboxypropyltransferase activity.
GGCCUUCCCCGCCGGCCCCGCCACUUGAGUUCCGACCUCGAGGCAGAGGUAUCUCGACAAAUAUAUAUAUAUUUAGCUACGCACAGAUAUAUACACGCACGUUUCCGGGUGUGGGUGUUUGUGCGGCUGCUGCCGCAACGCGGAGGACAGACGCCGUUUUCUACGGUGCACUGGCUGUGACUGACACCCCCCCCCAACCCUGAGGAGGCGGAGGGAAGAACCCCUGGGCUUUGCAAAUAGUCCAAGGAUAUUACUUGAAAGUAAGAUGUCUUUCAAUUCACCUGUGAUUUCAGAAGAUGACCAAAAGAGCCACCAGGGAAUAAAAAGAAAUUUUGAAGGCCUGAAUAGUUCAGAUUCACAGACUACGUCGAUGUUGCAGGAAACACCACUUGAAAACCUGCAUCUAGCGCCUCAGACUGUUCUUGAAAGAGCCCCAAAACAAGGGAGAUCAAAAUGUCCCAGAUGUAAUAGUUCAAGGAUGUUCUAUUGUUACACAUGCUAUGUUCCAGUUGAAACUGUUCCCACUGGAGAAAUUCCUGUUGUGAAGCUCCCAUUGAAAAUUGACGUCAUUAAGCAUCCCAAUGAAACGGAUGGCAAAAGCACAGCUGUACAUGCCAAGCUCCUGGCGCCCGAAGAAGUUACCAUUUACACAUAUCCUUGUAUUCCAGACUACGAAGGAAUGAGACACGAAAUUGCACUUAUCUUUCCUGGGCCUAAUUCAGUUUCAAUAAAUGACAUUCCCCUCUGUUUGCAAAACAAAUCUAAGAAGAAGGUUGGCUGUGACGAGGACGAGGACUCAUCAGCAGAACCAGUCCUCAAAUGUGCGAAAACAGAGUCAGGCAGUGAAAGCGACUUGGGCGAACACCAGUUUCACAGCAGAAAUGCUCCGUUGAAGAGAAUUGUGUUUAUUGAUAGCACUUGGAAUCAAACGAACAAGAUAAUCACAGAUGAGCGGCUCCAAGGAUUGCUGCAAAUUGAACUGAAGUCGCGGAAAACCUGCUUUUGGCGUCAUCAGAAAGGAAAGCCAGAGACGUACCUGUCUACCAUCGAAGCAAUUUAUUAUUUCCUAGUUGACUAUCAUAAGGAAUUCUUGAAAGAAAAAUAUGAAGGACAGUAUGACAACCUCCUUUUCUUCUUCUCGUUUAUGUACAAAUUGAUAAAAAAUGCCAAGUCAGCAGGAAAAGACUAAGGCAAUAUAAUUUUUGUGUGAAUAACAAAAACCAACCCCCUAAAAUAUUCCUUAUGAUCCAUUGUACUUUAUUCUUUUAAACUUAUUAGUAACAAUUGAAUUAAAUAAAUUGCACAGUUGGCUAGAGGGUUUUUUUGUUUGUUUGUAAGAAUGCAAAAUGUUCCUGUCCUUUUUAGCUCAAUCCUAAAUCCAAACCCGUGACUUAUCAUCUGAGGCAAAUCUCUCUUAUGGUUCCCAAGAGACUCCAAAUAGUCUGGGGACUUUACUGCCCUUGUUACAUUUGAACAUAUUUUUUUAUAAGCACCAAUUUGGAUGUUUGGAGGGUUUAUAUCAAUUUACAUAUUUUAGAGAGAAGUACUGAUGGCUGUUAUGUUUUCAAUGCGAACUGACAGUGUAUAUUGUUUUGUUGGGGGGAUUUUCUGUCUCUUUUAUCUUCCCCCACUUCUUUGCUAAAUUUGACACUUAAAAAAAGCUGGACUGUUAUGGGAGUGUUGCCUGAAAUAAAACUGAGCCCGUUGCCUCUAAAUAGAAAUGUUUUCAGACUGUAAUAAGCAGGGAAGAUGCCAACAUAGAGUCUCUUUUCUUAAACAUAGUAAAACUUAGUUCAGCUGUUUCACUCUAUAGGAAUGCGCACUUCACCGUCAGGGAUGACUUAAUCCCGGUGAUGUAACUGUUUACUAAAAAAUGAUUGGAACAAUAUUUCAGUAGACAAAAAAAAAAAAAAAAAAUCCAGGCUAAUGUAUUCAGCAGGAUGCCAAUGGUAAACAUGUUUGGGUCUAAAUUAAGCUGUAAAAUUGCUUUGGUAAUAUUAUAAUAGCAGGUUUACUAUAAUGACUACUUCUAUGUCCAUUUCAGGUUGACAGCUUUGGUACUGCCAAACAAAAGUUUCCUGCUGGAUUCUGAAAUAAAUUUACCAGGAGAAACAUA